GACGUACGACCCACGGGAGACACGGAACUCGCCUAAGCUAAAGCAUAUAGGUGUCGCGAUCCGACCGCCGAGAUUGAGGUUAAAAAAAAUCCCCUCGAAGAGGUGCCAUGCUAGAAUGCCACCGAAGGCACCUCCUAGUGGCGAGAUUGCGACAGGCCCCGUGAUUCGACUGAAGUUCGCUGCCCUCUUUCUCUUUUCCUUUCUCUCUCUCUCUCUCUCUUGGUCUCGCUUGGAGAGGGCGAGAGAGACGAGGAAGGAAUCCGCUCGAGGUGCGCGCGAGUCAGCGUUCGUCGACCAGCUUCAGGUCGAUGGGGCUUUAAAAGAGACCAGGAAGAUGGCGUCGUAGAACGGCAGGGCGGACGUCGAGGUAGAGGUUAAGGAAAAAAUGCCACCUCGAGGAGGUAUCGUCCUUGCACCGUCGACGAGGAGGCUCUCUGAUGAACGGGUCGUAACAGGUUGUGUGGGAAAACAAUACGUGUAUCGAAGUUGCAGGCUGGAUUAGCUACGUGGUACAAAUAAAUUUAUAGACGUCCUACGUAAAUCGUUGGCCGUCAAUCGGAUCCUGCUUCUACUUCCACAACUUAUCGAAGAAGCGAGCGAACGGGAACAAGUAUGUCCGUGCUGAAUCAGAGUGGGGAAGAUGCGGUGGAGUGUCCGCUGUGCAUGGAACCUUUGGAAGUCGACGAUUUGAACUUCUUUCCGUGUACCUGUGGAUAUCAGAUAUGCCGCUUCUGUUGGCACAGGAUUCGAACCGACGAGAACGGCUUGUGUCCUGCAUGCCGGAAGGCCUACUCCGAGAACCCCGCCGAUUUCAAGCCCCUCACAAAGGAAGAGAUUUCGAGGUUGAAAAAUGAAAAGAAGUUAAAGGACCAGCAACGGAAGCAGCGGGUCACGGAAAACCGUAAACAUUUAGCGAAUGUGCGUGUAGUACAAAAAAAUCUUGUUUUUGUAGUAGGACUACCCAUGCGACUGGCGGACGCUGACGUUCUCAAAAGGCAUGAGUAUUUCGGAAAAUUCGGGAAGAUCCACAAAGUUGUGAUCAACCAGAGUACUUCCUAUGCCGGAUCUCAGGGUCCCAGCGCCUCAGCCUACGUUACUUACCAGCGACAGGAGGACGCGUUACGCGCAAUAGAGGCGGUGAAUAAUAUCGUCGUGGACGGCAGGACGAUAAAGACCUCGCUGGGCACGACGAAAUAUUGUUCGCACUUUAUGCGUAAUCAGGCGUGCCCUAAGCCAGACUGCAUGUACCUGCACGACCACGGGGACAAGGAGGCCUCGUUUACUAAGGAGGAAAUGCACCAGGGCAAACAUCAGGAGUACGAGCGGAAACUCGUGCAAUCGUUACAUGCCCAUGCGUCUUCCUUACAACGAAAGCCAACCCCUUCGCCACCCGUGACCGGUGGUGGAGUUCGGGAGAACGGGACGGCGAAUACACAACCCAAAGAAGCCUGGCCCUCGUUACAGCCUGGUCAAACGAACAGCACGGCGGCGAACUGCAAGGAGUCGUCGCCGCCGCCCGCGGCCCAGGUGGGCUCGGUGGGUCAGAACAACUCGGAGAACGGCGGCAACGCGGCCGUGCAGUCGAACCACGCGGCGGCGGGCCAGGGUCACCAACACAGCAACAACAACAAGGGCGAGAACGGGACGGGUCUCAGGAGAGGGAAAAGCAACAGCGAGAGCAAGGCGCAGGCGGCGCGGAACAAGCAUAAAAACAGCCAGAACAAGGAGAAGCACGGUGGCACCAGGAUGUCGUCGCGCUCCGAAUCCAGUGCCAUUCCGCUGGGCGGGAACAACCUCGCCGCGGUGCAGAACGGUGCUCAGGAGGACAUCCGGAAUUUCGGGCUGGCGGAGACGACCGUCUCCGGCGGCGAGGUCUCCCAGAAACCCGGCCUGAACUCUCGGUGUAAAUCGGACUCGCAGCAGAUACAGCAGCAAGCGCACCAACAGACUGCUGGCCAGGGCAAGGGGACCAGGACGACGGCCGGAGGGCACCACCAGGUGCAACACGAGCUCAAAGUCAACGGGGUUCUGCGCCACGAGAGGAGUCCCUCGGAGAGCGAGAGCGAGGCCCAGCGAGAGGGCAGCACUCCCGCCAGCACGAUCUCGAGCUCCGAGGACUCGAACGCGAAUCACAACGGGGAACGACUCGGCGAGUCGGUGGCCCUCGACGAGAACGGCAGCACCGCUGUACUAGGUACGUCGCCGGCUAGCACGAAUUCAUCGCAGGGCGGCCGAAGCCAGCAUCCACCUCCAGGGUUGUUGCAUACCGCGAACGGCACCUCGACCGGAUCCCAAAUGCAACUGAACCAUCGGUCCAUCUUUCAGGCGGACAAUAACAGUUUCUUCAGCUCGAACAGCUUCCAAAAGAUCUCCGCCGUCGUCUCGAUGCCUCCCAGCUCCCAAACAGCUAACGUUAGCCUGGACUGGACGAGUACCAGCCUGGCUUCGAUUCCCGAUUCACCGCCUACGGUGCACUCCAGCGAGGACUGGCAAGCCGCCUUUGGAUUCCAGCCCGAGUCUUCGAGGUCGAACCACGAGGUGCACAGGACGAGCCCGGCCAGCUCGCCGGGGAUGCCCUUCAACGGCGAGGACUUCGUCAACGAGGAGGUCUACGCCAAUUCCCGGUAUACCACCCUUACCUCCGACAGCGCCGUCUCCUUCGUCUCGAGUUUACCGGCCAACUCGCCGGCCUCCAAGUUCAUGGCGGACUUCCAGCAGAAUUCCCUGCAGCAGAGGCUCGCCAUGCAGGAAUGCGUGUACAAUGUAUUAAAAGUGCAAAACCAAGAGAACUGCGAGUUCAUCAAGCAGAACGGCCACGCGACGUUGGAGGAGAUGCACAAGCACCACGAGGCCGAGUCCGAGGUCAAGGCCGACGACGACCUCGGCUUCGAUCCCUUCCACGAAACGCAGAAGGCCCUCGCCGAGCUCAUGGAGAACGAGAUGCAACUCCAGCAGCAGAGAGUGUACCAGCAGCAACAGCAGCAACGGCAACAGCAGAGGGAACGGGAGGAGCGGAACAGAGUGCAACAGCCAGGACUCGGCGAGCUCGGCUCGCAGCACUUUCCCCAGGUUGCUCAUAUAGCACAGCUGCAACAGCAGGCGCAACACUUGCAGAACUUGCAGGCUCUUCAGCAAUCGCAUUCCCUAUUAUCGCGUCUUCCGCAGAACUUGGUGGCGGCACCUAGUGGAACGCAGAGUCCGGCUCAGGGUUCCGUGACGGCAGCCAACCUCGGCCAACGCAGUCGUCUACCACCACCGGGAUUCCCGGGCUCGGCGGCCAAUCACAUGAACUCUUUCGGACUCGGUAUUCCGCGACCGGCACCCACGAAUAGCGCUCUCUCGGGUAGUAAAAUAUUGCCGUUCGUGAGUCACACGUCCGGAGUGCUGUUCACGGGGGCCCAGACGCCACAACAGACUCAGUAUCUUCCAAACGGGAAUCCGCUUCUCAAUUCGCAAGGUGUCGGCAAGUGCGCCGGCGAUACCGUCUAUAGCCUCAAGGAUUGGUGCGAGCUUACCAACCAACAUCAGCAACAUCAACACCAGCAGCAGCAGUUCCAUCACCAGUCGUUGCAUCAGAAAGGCGGGUGGAACAACUUCGGGCCGAUUGCCGAUUGGACCUCGAUCGAUCCCGCGAUAGUUAGUUCGUCGAGGCCACUUCAGUUCCAAGCCACCGGCACGUGGCAGCUCCCUCAUGCCUAUCCUGCGCACAGUGCGUCACACGGUUCACAGCAGGAACAAAACGUACCCGCUCAGCACUGGGCUAUGCAGCCACCACCGGGCUUUUCUGCGCCAGCGUCUAGCGCGCAACUCGGUACUCAACCGCCGAAUGUUACUGCACAGCCGCACACAAAACUCAUCUCUGCGGGCUCGGAAAUUGAGAAUGUAUAAAGGACGGGAGGAGGGCCGACGAACAUUAACUACGUACAAGCGCAAGCGGAUAACCGCUAGAACGAGAAAUAACCAGAUAGAGAAGAGAUCGACGAAGGACACUCGUAUCGUUAGACGUCGACGUUACUUCCCUCAAUCCCAUGUUUGACUUAAUCCGACUCGACGGCUCGUUCGUUUACGGAGGAAUCGCGGAAUACGGUGUUGACGUCUUGUAGCUUCUCUCCUGGCGCCACCAGACCUCCGAUAUGUUUGCCGGAGAUUUUCGAGAGACACCGGUGGACCUUCGCGGCGACGUUGAUCGCGAUUACGCAUCAAAUAUUAAACGUUACCUCUCAUCACGGAGAAAAAGCCUAGCGUUCUGAUUUUGCGAUUCUUCGAGUCCCAUGUUGAAACGUCAUGUUAAGUGCAAUACGUUCCGAUUGCGCAUACGCUCUAGUUUGGGUAAACCGCUCUCGGCGUCGAUUAAUCAUCCGAUAUAUUUGGAAAUUUACUUUCUUGGGCAUUCGUUGAUGUAUUUAAACUAUUGUUAAACAGGGCCGAACGAGUCGUUGUAUCUUACGUGCAAUUGUUGCGAUUCUUGAAAUUAUUGCAAGCGGUAAUAUUAUCUCCUUAGCGCCGAGAGCGUAAUCGCAAUUUAUGAAACGAACGUCUUCCUGUUGGGACUGCGAUCGACGAGUGGACGAGGUGUAUUAGCCUUCUUUUUUUUUUAAAUUGAGAGUACGUCGAUUUAUCUUUACGAGAGACGAGAUGAAGAAAGGCGUUCGGUUCUGCAGUCGGUAUCUCUUUAAUCAAUGAUAUACCGGGAUGGAAGAUUCUGCCACGACCGCCCGAACUGCAGGUGGAGAUCAUCGAGAGGAAAUGGAAGAUUAAGCCGAAGUGUCCGCGCGAAGUGUACCUUGAAAUUCUCAUUCUUAAUAUUUAGUAAGAACAACUCUAAGUGACGCUGAGAUUAAGUUUUCGUCUAAGGCAACCGUUGAUAGCUGGAAGAAAUGAAACUAGCCAAAAGUGGAAGAAUUGGUGCGGACCGAUCUGAAAUAGCCAACUGCAGAAAAUUGGUAGAAGAGGAAGGCAGCCGAAAGAGGAUCCAAAGGAUGACGGUCUGGUGAACGAAACUAACGAAGACAUGCUGUACCAACGGGGACGAAUAGUGAACUACUGAGAUUGACCGAAGUCAUGCUGUAAGCAACCAACUGAGAUUUGUAAGGAAAUUCUCUGAGAAACUGGUAUUUGGAAUGAAAAAUGACGCGACGUAGGCUGGAUAAGUGGCGGCCGAUCAAGACCAGCUGGAAGCAAGGAAAAGUAGACAGGAACACGUGUUACUGGGAGAAGCCAAAAUCGAUAUUGUUACACGGAACAGUAUUGUGCAACCUACCGUUGCUGAAAGUAUAAAGAAAAUAAGAGGAGCUACGAGACGGACGAUGCGUCUUCGAAUCUGAAUCUAGCGACGCGACGUUAAGUCGCGCCUUCCGCCCGGAACGAAUUUCCGCCGGUGGAACGCAAUCGAAGGAAGCAAGCGACAAAUCAUGGAUCGUUAUAAAUAACCGUAGAGUAAGACCGCGACGGGGGCGACGUCGGCGGAGGUACGAGAAAGUAAACGGAUUCGUUCUCGCGGCUCUCCGCGGCCAGCCUGGCGUUCCGCAAUUUUCGCGAUCGAGGCAAAUGGAACCAUAGAAGUCGAGCACGAUUUCGCGCAAGAGUACGAUUGAGAUACGACGCGAGCACGAUUAUUAUAAAUUUAAUUGAUUUAAAAAGUAAUCGAGAAAUAUACGUUAAUGCG
Molecule: messenger RNA, 5665 nt
Organism: Orussus abietinus
Lineage: Eukaryota; Metazoa; Arthropoda; Insecta; Hymenoptera; Orussidae
Gene: Cnot4
Exons: 16
Coding region: 613-3888 (1091 amino acids)
Biological process (GO): protein ubiquitination
Cellular component (GO): CCR4-NOT complex
Molecular function (GO): ubiquitin-protein transferase activity; RNA binding; metal ion binding
Source: RefSeq, a predicted model, not a curated record